Molecule: messenger RNA, 681 nt
Organism: Entamoeba invadens IP1
Lineage: Eukaryota; Evosea; Mastigamoebida; Endamoebidae
Product: GTP-binding protein YPT1, putative
Exons: 2
Coding region: 1-681 (226 amino acids)
Molecular function (GO): GTPase activity; GTP binding
Source: RefSeq, a predicted model, not a curated record
AUGACGACCAAAUUGCCUUUAGUCUCUGUUGCGCUCUGUGGCGAUUCUGCUGUUGGUAAAAGCUGUAUGUUCAAACGUUUUAUAACAGACAAAUUUAACUUGAGUGAGAAGACCACUGUUUCAUGCGAUGUGAGUGUCAAAAAAGUCCAACAUGGAGAUGAAUUUGUGAAUCUCCAACUCUGGGACACUGCAGGCCAAGAAGCGUUCAGGAGUAUGUCGCAAAGCUAUUUCCGUGGUCGUCACGCAAUGUGUUUUUGUUUUGACAUCACUCGCAAAGAGACUUUUUCUGCUGUUCCGGGGUGGGUACGUGAAUUCCAACAGAACCAAAGCACAAGUGCCAAACUCAUGUUAGUUGGGUGUAAGUGUGACUUAAGUGCAAAUAGACAAGUCCCUGUUGAAGAAGCCGAGAAAUAUGCCAUAGAAAAUUCCAUGAUGUACUGUGAAUGUUCUGCAAAACAAGGGACUAAUAUUGAAACUAUCUUUGAUACUAUAGUCUCUCAAGUAAGAGACUCUCAAACCCAUCCUCAAUCAACACAACAAGCACAAAACCCUCAAGACGAUACUAAACGAUUGACUCGAACUGCUUUCACUUCACGAAAACCAGCACCAAACCCUCAAAUUGAGCAAGUCACUAUCACUGAAGUCAAAAAGCCAUUUGAUUUCGCAACAGACUGCUGCUAA